Messenger RNA from Oncorhynchus mykiss (rainbow trout), 1452 nucleotides. The record is from RefSeq and is a predicted model, not a curated record. NCBI's taxonomy places the organism in Eukaryota, Metazoa, Chordata, Actinopteri, Salmoniformes, Salmonidae.
CAAACUCUCUUCUGAGGAAACGAAACUGAUCAGAGUCUCUCUGUCGUCUGUCUGUGAGAGUGUGAACAACCGUCCAAAUGGCUCAGCAGGGAGUUCUGCUGGACCAGGACCAGUUCUGUUGUUCUGUCUGUCUGGAUCUACUGAAGGAGCCGGUGGUUAUUCCAUGUGGACACAGUUACUGCAGGAGCUGUAUUGAGGGCUGCUGGGAUCAGGAUGAUCUGAAAGGGGUCUAUAGCUGUCCUCAGUGCAGAGAGACCUUCACUCCAAGGCCUAAUCUGAGGAAAAAUAACAUGUUGGCUGAGCUGGUGGAGAAACUGAGGAAGACAGGACUCCAGGCUGCUCCCCCUCCUGUUCUGUGCUAUGCUGGACCUGGAGAUGUGGCGUGUGAUGUCUGCACUGGGACCAGAAAGCAGAAAGCCCUCAUGUCCUGUCUGGCGUGUCUGGCCUCUUACUGUGAGACUCACCUCCAACCUCACUAUGAAUCUCCUGCAUUCAAGAAGCACAAGCUGGUCAAAGCCACGGCACAACUACAGGAGAAGAUCUGCUCUCAUCAUGACAAACUGCUGGAGGUUUACUGUCGUACCGAUCAGCAGUGUAUCUGUUAUCUCUGUACAAUGGAUGAACAUAAAGGCCAUGAUACAGUGUCAGCUGCAGCAGAGAGGACUGAGAAACAGAGGCAGCUGGGGAUGAGUCAGCAGAAGGUCCAGCAGAGAUUCCAGGAGAGAGAGAAGGAGCUGAAGGAGCUCCAACAGGCUGUGGAGUCUUUCAAGCGCUCUGCACAGUCAGCAGUGGAGGACAGUGAUCAGAUCUUUACUGAGCUGAUCCGCUCCAUUGAGAGAAGGAGCUCUGAGGUGAAGGAGCUGAUCAGAGCCCAAGAGAAGGCUCAAGUGAGUCAAGCUGAAGGACUCCUGGAGCAACUGAAGCAGGAGAUAGCUGAGCUGAGGAAGAGAAGCACUGAGCUGGAGCAGCUCUCACACACAGAGGAUCACAUCCAUUUCCUCCAGAGUUAUCAGUCUCUCUCCAGUAUCAGUGUAUCUUCAGACUUACCCAGCAUCGUUGUCCGUCCUCUUCAGUCCUUUGGAGAUGUGAGUAAGACUGUGUCUGAACUGAGAGAGAAACUAGAAGACUUCCUUAAAGGAGAAUGGACCAAGAUCUCCACUACAGUGAAUAUAGUGGAUGUUGUACUGCCUCCAGAGCCCAAGACCAGAGAACAGUUGUUACAAUUAUCAUUGAUCAGCUUGUUGGCUCGGUCCUAAUUGAUGUGUUCUCUGUCACCUGGAGCUGCAUGGAAAAUGGUCCAGGAACUAAAGGACAAUUCAGGACUAGUCAGCCCACUACAAGCUGGUAUCACUUACUUUCUACUAAACUAUAUGGUCUGGUUUCCCAGACACAGAUGAAUCCUAGUCCUGGACUAAACAGUAUGUUCAAUGUAGAUGUCCAGGAAACCGGCCC